AUGUCGCUUUAUCAUGAGGCAGCAGAGAUUUUAUCCUCAUCAUCAGACGCAAGCGGAAGCUUGAAAUCACGAGUUUUUGGCAAGAAGAAGGGCAAAGCACCACCCGGACAGCUGUACGCCCUCGUGUUGGAGAGCGCAAAAUGGAGUCCGGUUUUGAAAGAAGUAAUUGAAAAGGCAGAGAUUUUGAAACUGGAGCGAAAGCUUACGCCCACACUAGCUUUGCUACUGGUGCAUGAUUUAUUACUUGCCAAGGGAGGGAUUGCACUGCCCCAGAGCCAUGGACUGAGAGCAUCGAUAGAGCGCCACAAGGCGCGCCUCAGCUCGGAAUUUACGAGGGCGAGAAUAAGAAGAAAGGCGGCGACAAUGGACGUUCUAAAGGAACAGGUCGAAAGAACGUCUGCGGGAGAAGAGGCCAAUUACCCAAGAUGGGUGCGCGUCAAUGCUCUCAAAAGCAGCGUGGAGGAACAGCUGGAGACAACCUUUUCGAAACACACCAGAGCCGAGAGCAUUCAAGAUAUUAUGAGCAAGCCAGGCAGACACAUUUACAUUGACCCUCAUGUACCGAAUUUGCUUGCAAUCUCUGCUGGUAUGGACUUUGCAAAGGUGGAAGCCUAUACUUCUGGGAAAAUUAUCCUACAAGACAAGGCAUCGUGUUUCCCCGCGUAUCUGCUGGAUCCGCGAUCUGAGGACGGAGAUGUUAUCGAUGCUUGUUCUGCCCCAGGGAACAAGACUACGCAUCUCGCGGCCAUUCUUUACAAGCACCGUCCGGAGUUUGAAGACGCUCCUCAGACAAUCUACGCCUUUGAGAAGGACUCAAGAAGGGCUCAAACGCUGGAAAAGAUGGUCAAGAUUGCCGGGUCAAAGACUAUCACUCGAAUUGGGUUCGGGCAGGACUUCCUUCAAGUGGAUCCUACGUCCGAGAAAUACAAGGAUGUGGGAGCUUUGUUGUUGGACCCGAGUUGUUCAGGCAGUGGUAUCGUUGGUCGAGACUCAAUGCCCGAGUUACACCUCCCAGAUCCGCCGACGGAGAGCCGUGGUGGCAAGGGGAAGCCAGGCGCCGCCAGCACGAACAAGAAGAAGAGGAAACACGAGGAAGUUGAAGAGCCCGCACAAAACGUGCUGGUAGACGAUGAUGGCAAUGAGACUGUGGUGAAGUCGGAAAAGGACCUGGAAGCACGGCUGGAGGCGCUCUCGGCAUUCCAGCUGACGCUCCUACUGCACGCAUUUCGAUUCCCCCGAGCAAAGAAGAUUACUUACUCAACAUGCUCAGUUCAUUCACAGGAGAACGAACGAGUUGUUAUUAGGGCCCUGGCAUCGGACAUUGCAAAAGCCAAGGGAUGGCGUAUUCUGCGGCGAGAAGACCAGGUGAGUGGGCUAAGGGACUGGCCGGUCCGGGGACUGGCCGAGGCCGCAGAAGGUGACGAGACAGUUGCGGAGGGUUGCAUACGGUCCUAUAAGGGGGAUGGCCAUGGGGUAAUGGGCUUCUUUGUUGCCGGAUUCGUGCGGGAUUCGGUCGAUAUAGGGGAACAAUCUGCGGGAGGGGCGUCUAUUGAUGUUAGCGGGGAUAAUGGCGAGGGGCCAUAUCUCCGUGACGACGAUGGCCGGAUUUUACGGGAUGUCAUUGGCAUGCCUGUCCUCAAGUCCACGGAAAGGCCUGUCUCUCUCCACGGAGUGGAUGAAGGAGAGGGGGUUGAAGUAGAUGAGAUGGAAGAAGAAGAAGAAGAAGAAGAAGAAGAAGAAGAAGACGAAGAGGACGAUAGCGAAGAUGACGAUGACAGUAAUGGCGGAGGUGAAGACGAGUGGGAAGGCCUUAGCGAUGCGUAG
Messenger RNA from Trichoderma virens Gv29-8, 1824 nucleotides. RefSeq lists its product as uncharacterized. The record is from RefSeq and is a predicted model, not a curated record. The transcript is spliced from 2 exons. Bases 1 to 1824 code for a protein of 607 amino acids. Gene Ontology annotation, molecular function: methyltransferase activity. Gene Ontology annotation, biological process: rRNA base methylation. NCBI's taxonomy places the organism in Eukaryota, Fungi, Ascomycota, Sordariomycetes, Hypocreales, Hypocreaceae. Gene Ontology annotation, cellular component: nucleolus.